Trichoderma aggressivum f. europaeum is the source of this 966-nucleotide messenger RNA. RefSeq lists its product as uncharacterized. The record is from RefSeq and is a predicted model, not a curated record. Gene Ontology annotation, biological process: protein prenylation. The transcript has 2 exons. NCBI's taxonomy places the organism in Eukaryota, Fungi, Ascomycota, Sordariomycetes, Hypocreales, Hypocreaceae. Gene Ontology annotation, cellular component: cytoplasm. The coding region runs from base 1 to 966 and encodes 321 amino acids. Gene Ontology annotation, molecular function: protein prenyltransferase activity.
AUGUCGAGAGCUUUGGAUGACGAUGUCAAGAGGGCAAUUGAGCAUGGCGACCAUGAGCAGGUUUUCACCAGAAUCGCGGAUGCGCUGUCGCAGCGACUGCCGGAGUUGUUGGAGAUUGAACUGCUGGGGCGAAGCCACAUGGUCGAUGGACAGACGAUACUGCUACAAGAUGGACCAGCAAUAGCGGUGCCAAAGCUACGAUUGGUGCAGGCUUUUCUUUAUGCCCGCAGGAUACUUCGAAAACACGUGGAAGGAUUGCGGGAUGAGACCAGCGACGAUGGGCUCGUGUUGAGAGCGACAACCGUGAUGCUCUUGAUGGACCCCGAACAUCUUACCGCCGCAAACACGAGAAAGAGGCUGCUCCAACACACGAUCAAGUCAGGCACAGACAUUGAGUCAAGGCUUUACGAUGAACAGUACCUGAUAGACAGCCUCCUUACAAGCCGCCUCCAUCGCCAUACGAAAUCGCCCACGCUAUGGAGCCAUCGCCAAUGGCUGAUGCAGCGCUUCCAAGAUGACGGCCUCGAGAUAGACGCCACAGACACCAUGAAAAGAGUCAUCUCGGUAGCCGCCGAGCGACACCCACGCAACUACUACGCCUGGCUUCACGCGCGGUACCUGACCAAGGCCGUGUCCGAGAAGACGGCGUCGCGAGGGGACAAGGACAACAACCUCCCGGGCGUGCUAGACAACCUCUCGGGCAUGCUGGACGCGGCGAAGAAAUGGGCCAUGGCCCACCACGACGACAUCUCCGGGUGGGCGUUUCUCAUGUUCUUCCUGGACCGGCACCCGGAAUACGCGGCGUCGGUUGUUAGCGAGGCGACGAGGCUGGCGGCUUCAUUUCACUGGCGGAAUGAGUCUGUGUGGGGUCGAGUCUACGAGGCUGGCGCUGCUGAGCGGCGUGGAGGAAAAGUCGGAUGGAGCGAGAUUCUUGGAACAGGCAUCGAGUUGGAUCCGGACCUAUAA